Molecule: messenger RNA, 1332 nt
Organism: Alternaria ventricosa
Lineage: Eukaryota; Fungi; Ascomycota; Dothideomycetes; Pleosporales; Pleosporaceae
Exons: 4
Coding region: 1-1332 (443 amino acids)
Molecular function (GO): protein binding
Source: RefSeq, a predicted model, not a curated record
AUGGUUAAGGCGACGGACCGCGAACGGCCGACCACAAGGAGCCUUGCCAGAGGCGGCGUUAGCCUGUCAGAAUCCCUCCCGCUUUCGAAGGACACAUCGACAAACAAGGGAGAUUACAUCAGUACACUACCGGACGAGAUACUACUGAGAAUCCUGGAAUACCUCCCCGAUAUUGUGCACCCAACGAGUAAAUUUACAGUGACAGACCUCGAAGGCGACGCAAUCCGGCCCCGACGGCCGAUUCUCGACUAUGCAUCGGUAGCUCUGACAUGCCGCUCUCUUAACCGCGCCGCCACAACCAUGAUGUAUAGAAAGUAUGAUCAUUGCUACGAUACCGAACCAUCAACCCGAUUCAUCAGGAGUCUGAUCACCAACCCUGCGCUAGGUGCGUUGGUAAAAGAGAUGAAAGAGGUUGGCCAGGUAUCUGUCGGAGACGAGCACAUGAGCUCUCACAUCCGCAGCUUUCAAGACAUACAGAUGAUUUGCUCUAAGAUUGAGAGUCUCGGCAUUCCUAACGAAGAAUAUGCUACACUUUUCCGCAAAGGUGAAGACGCAUUCAGUGCUUUGGAGUCAGCCUUGAUCCUGUGGCUCACGCCCAACAUCGAGACCUGGUCUGAGGCUAAGGCCUUGUUGGAGACGCUACAACCCGGACUUCAAGCUCUGGAGUUGUGCGAACGCCGUGAAUACAGCGAUACGAGGUUGGGUACACUCCAAAAGUUUGCCAGUCUGCGGUAUCUUGCUGUACCGUUUGAACUCUUGAUUAGUCCUUUCGACAAGCCGGAAGAGCGAAGUCUCGACAAGCUUCUGCCAAUGGGUCUGGAAACACUCGUACUCAGCAAAGGCUGGGACUCUUGCGGCGGGCGAGGCGUGUUUGACUUGCGGUAUGAACGACCUCAAUGCGAUCCACAUGUCCAAAGCCUACUUGAUGCAUGUCAGAGUGGCAGCAUUCGUCUUCAGAAAUUUGGCAUCAUAAUGUAUGUGCUGGGCGAGAAUCAUGACGUCUCAGAGACGGAGAUUGACGCACACUUCAACUUCCACGAAUAUGCCAUCCAGUGCAGACAAUGCGGGAUUCACUUUGACUUUGUCAUCAAGGUUCGCACUUGUGGAGAUAUUCUACCAGCUUUUAUUGAAGCAUGGCCUACAGCGAACGAAGAGAUUGCGAAUGAGUACAAGCAGCACCUCUAUUGUCCAGAUGGCUGGGAAUCGAAUAGCUGGCAACCGUGUGGCCACCAACUACAGGGUAUCUCGAAACCCGCUUUCUUCGAUACAUACGACGAUGCGUAUGAUCUUGAUCACAGAACUUCUGUCCUCAAAGAGCGCGAUGAUGACUGA